Thrips palmi is the source of this 3924-nucleotide messenger RNA. RefSeq names its product tubulin-specific chaperone cofactor E-like protein (gene mlt). The record is from RefSeq and is a predicted model, not a curated record. Gene Ontology annotation, biological process: protein folding. The transcript has 9 exons. Bases 287 to 1681 code for a protein of 464 amino acids. Gene Ontology annotation, molecular function: alpha-tubulin binding. NCBI's taxonomy places the organism in Eukaryota, Metazoa, Arthropoda, Insecta, Thysanoptera, Thripidae.
GUCUUGAACCCGCGCCCCGUCGCGCCGACACGCGCGCGCUCUGCAAGCGAGGACUUCCCCGCCCAGUGCAGCCCAGUGCAGCCCAGUGCGUCUCAGUAUUCCGCGCGCGCCUCUCUCCCCGACGACCUCCAAGACCUCCGACGCGCACCGAGAGUCCCGCGCCCCGCGGUGGACCGCGCACCGCGACCGAACGCAGGAACAGGACCGCGUUGUACCGCCCCGUCAAACCGCCCCGUCGCGGCGCACGCAGUCUGGGAUACCAUUUCUUGCAGAUUACAUGUGAAAAAUGCCAACACUUGUGGAAGCUUUGGAGGGCAAAUAUGGCCCGGAAGACGUUGAAGGAAUCGAUGAGGGUCUUCCGAUAGCGAUUUACGUGCCAAGAAAAGGACCCAGAAAUAUUGUUCCAUCAUUGCUGGUUCUAAAUGACUGUAACAUUGACUCAGCUGGAGAUGAAUGUGAUCUACAGAAAAAGUGCCAUGUUGUUGAAGAGCUGGACCUUGCUCAAAACAAUAUCACUCACUGGAGCGAUGUUCUAACAAUCCUUCGGCUCAUGCCGCAAGUAAAGUUUGCAAAUUUAAGCUUUAACAACUUGGCAGAGGAACUGACAGAUGAAUUGUGUGACAAGGAGAAGCACACACCGUUUCCACUUCUUCGCAACCUGGUACUCAUAUCCACUCAUGUCAGUUGGUGCACAAUAAAGAAGCUACUGAAGCUACUCCCAAACUUGGAAGAGUUGCAUCUAAGUUUGAAUGACUUCAGCACUGUGGAGUUAAGUGACAUCUCAGCAGAUAUUCACCAAAAUAUCAAAAGAUUACAUUUCACUGGUAAUCCUAUUUGUCGGUGGUGUGAAAUAUCAAAUUUGGGGAGAUGUUUUCCAGCUUUGGAGUCCCUUGUUUUGGCAGAUUGCCCCCUGCUGUCUCUUGAUCCCUCCCUCCCAAUUGAAAAAUGCAAAAUUGAUGACAGUGAGGAAUCUGAAGAUUCUUGCUCAUCAUGUGGAAGUCCUCCUAUGCAGUAUGGAAGAUGUGAGAGUGAAUGCGAGUCAGCUGGACCAAAACCGUACUCAUCACAUGAUGUUUUCCGGCAAUUGCGCUCAUUGAAUCUGACCAACACUCAUAUAGCAUCAUGGGAUGACAUUGACCGUCUUUCAUGUUUUCCGGCUCUCCACUGUCUUCGCAUCAAUGGUUGCCCCUUAUUUGAGGAAUACACCGAACAUGAGCGCAGACAACUUCUAAUCGCCAGAUUACCCAAUGUCCAAACCUUGAAUGGAGGAGGAGUUAUUAGUCCAGAAGAAAGGGAAGACGCUGAGAGAGCAUUUAUUAGAUUUUACAUGGAAAAGCCUGAGAGUGACCGUCCAGAGAGGUAUGGGAAUCUUCUUGGAGUUCAUGGCCGCCUUGACCCCCUAGUCAACAUUGAUCUCUCACCUGAGAAGAGAGUCAAAGUGAAAAUUGUUUGGGGUGACAAGUCAGAGAUCAAAAGCAUCAAUGUUUAUCAGACUGUCAGUGAACUAAAAAAGACCUUGGAACCAAUAUGCGGUAUUGCAGCAUCCAAAAUGCGCCUCUUAUAUAUUGAUCAAAUCUACUUGGACACACCAUGCCAGCACGAAUUCAUGAAAUAUCCAAAUAAACAGCUGUACAGCUACAAUAUAACUAGUGGAGAUGAGGUGCAUGUAGAUUCAAAAUAGUCAUAAAAUGUGAGGAAACUGCCCAAUUAUUCAUUCACUUUAGGUGAAACUUUGAGUUGGUACUGAAGUGAGAUUAAAUAUGCAACGGUUUUGUUGCAUAGAUUAAUUUUUACUUAACCCCCCUGUCAGAUGAUUCUUGGUGAUGAUCAUCAAGUUUCUUUUGUGACAAUGGCUUUUUAUUAACAUUUUAAAUGUGAUAUUGGGCUUAACAGAAACUGAAGAGAACAAUUUUAUCUCCCCCAUGAGUGUCAGUUAUUCAUGUGAUAUACAUUUGUCAGUUUCAAUUUUCCUUCCUCUUUACUCGCCCUUCUGAUUGAACAAUUUUCUUCUUUCGGGUAGAAAUGUUAGUCAAAUUUUAGGAUUUUUGACUUUGCUGCCCGCCUACUGUUUUUUCUGUGAUUUCCCAGGAACAGAUUAUCAUUGGACUUGAGGGCUAUUAGUGUUUUGUGGAAAAUUGCUUGAUGACACAUUUGAUUUGAUUGAAAGUUUUACAGUUGUUGAUGUAUCAGCAGCUUGUUCCCUACUGCUGUUGUCAUAUUGUUAUUCAUUAGAAUUUAUUGAUUUGGUUUUAAAUAAAAUCAGAUGGUAGUUGUCAGGUUGUCAGAAAAUACAUACGUUACCCCCACACAUACAAAAAAUGUGUUUCAACAUCAUGUUACCUACUUGUAGACAGAGUAUCAAUCAUUUCCUGACAAGGCUAUUGUGAUAUAGUAAUUAAGGUAAUGAGUAUUUUUAUUGUGCUUAGUAAAUAUUGCUUGAUGUCGAUCAGAUUUGAUUUAGUUGGCAAAUAAUGCCAUACCGUUUCAAACAUUAAAAUUUAAUGAGGUUUGAAUGAGGUCAAAUAUUGGUGGUGGUUUUAGUUUGAAUGUGAUAUAAGCUCAGAAUCAGUUACAUCUUGGAUGAACUUCCCACUCAUUUACAGUCUCAUUGGAACUGAUAUUAAGGCAGGACGGUGAUUGCGAAAGCUGGAAUCUGACAUUGUAAAGUUUACUAAUGCUUAGUGUUGUGUGUGUCUUUACCACAUAAUGUGGUUUCUUUUGCCAUACAUGAAUGUAGAAACACUUUGUUUGAUUAAGUCUGAUUUCAAUGCUGAUUUUCAAACUGUUUCAACAGUUAUGACCUGUACUGAAAAUUUUAUGUCUGCAUCGUCUGCAGGCUUGUUUGUCUUUUGUGCUAUGAUGUUAUUCCUUUGGAGUCAUUACUCGAAGAACAUGUUUUUGUUUUCUUCCGGAUAUUAUGAUUUGCAAAUUUUCCUCAUUACUACAUCUUAUGUAUUGUUGAGCAGAUUUGCAGCUUCAUGGUAAAUUCUUUUUGCGCUCUCACUAAAAUUAAAAUUCUAUUCAUUGUUAAGAUAUGAAAAAAAAAUAAUGAAAUAAAUAAUUUAUGUAGCUGUGAUAUUGUGUGAACUAUAAACUCAAUUAGAUUCUUUCUAAAAAUUUAAAGAGAUUUGAAUUUUUAAAUGUUUCAUAUCAUGUGGAAGAUUUGUUUUCUCCUCCGGAAAUUUUUAAUGACAAGUGGUAAGAAAAUGUGAUGUGCCCAGACACUUGUGUACAAAUAACAUAAGACGGAAAUUGUUCUUCUUCAUUUUAUCUGCCUUACACUUUUGUUUCUCUUGUUUACUAAUUACGUUGAGUUCUGAGAGCAUAAUGUUCGUCUUCAAAGCACUCAAUUGCAAAUAGGUUCUCUAUAAGGUGUUAUGCAUGUUUCUUUGCUUACUGUAAUAUAGAAUAAUUGUAGUCAUGUUUAUCAAUUUCAUUAUGUAAGUUGUAAAUGUUAGAUUUUGAGUCAUGGAAAAAGCACUUAAUUUUUUUUUCCACACAAGAGUGAUGCAGUAGUUCCUGGAUAGUGAUUGAUAUUGAAAGGAUUUUUGUGUGCGGUAAGAAAGUGGUUUAUUAUGUUAAAGAUUGUAUGUCCAGUAUUAGUAAGAAGUAUGAGAUAAAUCUCAUGGAGAGAAGAGAUAUUGUGGAUGAUUAAUUAAACUUUGAGCAUCAGAUACGUUUCUUAACGUCUAUGCUAGAACUGUUCCCUUAUUUUAUUUUUAUUUUUAUGAUUUUUUUUCUGAAGAUUGUCAGUUGUGCUAAUGCAAGCUUUGUAUUUAUUUGCAAUGUUUAUUGCAUGUUCGACUUCAUUUUUGUCUGUUUACCAGUCGAUCUUGGCACAAUGUAAAGAGGGAGUGACAAUUUUUGUGAGAGACUUCUGUUCUUCUCACUGUUGAAUAAAUGUCUUCUUGUGACUUUAAAGAU